GUGCUGGUUCUUGUAACAGCAUUUGAACUUUUUGUUCUCUUCGGGUCUUUGCCCUUCGUCUCCUCCUUUUGAGCUUGAUCGCUCCAUAAACUCCCCAAGAUGAUACCCCGAAUACAGCAUCGAUUCUCCCUUGAAAUGACCGACUGUGCAAUAUCUGUCCUCCUACUGUCCCAUUGACUCACGUAUCAACAUAUCGAUCACCUACACUUCGUAUCUUCCCAGCGCCAUUAGCGGAGAAGUGAACGACGCAACUUUCUGAUCAAACCCUCAUCCCGGAGAGUAUUCGAUGUCGGUCUUUACCUUCGACCCCGACCCGCCCCGGGUUGCCUCUCCAUGGUUGCGGUCGGGGGAAACCGGCAAGUCGCCGACCCCAGUGCCAGAGCGGAAGGGACCUGUGGGCUUUGGGCUCCUUUCCGACUAUGGGGUUACGAAGCUCGAACCCGAGCCACAAGAUGGCCCGACCGAGUAUAAGCUUCACUUGCUGUUGAGACCGCGGAGGAAGUAUGAGCGAGUUAGCACAGCGACUCGCAUCUGCGGGUCUACCCAGUCACGGCCAAACCCCGAUUUUAGGACGAUGAAGCCGGCCCCGGUCAGCCCCGGACCCUCCGUCACAUCGACUCAGACACGCCAGGACCGCCUUGAACAUCUCACCACCCAACUUUUGUGGAGGCUGCAGCAAUCAUGUCCCUACCAUGCCGGCGCCGCGUCUCCGGGGUUAGUCAUCCCCCAGCUGCCCGACGAAAGCGCCCUCAAUGCGCCAGUCAAGGUGGGCAAGGUGUUGCCCGGCCUGGAGGCAUCGAGGGGAGCGCUGUACGAGAUCGGUGUGGCGGACGAUGGAACGCUCGCGGGGUUAACUGAAAACGAGAUGCACGAGAGUCUCACCACCCUCCGCAUCAUGGCCGCCAGUUUGGGUUGCAAUGUGGAAGUGCUCCGGAUGUUGGCCGUCGGGGAUUGCGAAUGGGUUGAACCGAGCGGCACCGAAAGUUCCGCAGGCUCGGAAUCCGAGGACGUGCCGCACCAGGCGAAGUUAUGGGUUGCCGAAGCUUUGGUCACGCCGGAUUUGCGGCCCAGGGAUGACGCGCAGUCGCCCGCCGCGGGAUCGCCAGGAGCGGCGCGGCAGGCCGAGGCCUUACCAGACCCAAAGCAAGGGCCGCUCACCACCAACCAAUUGCGUGUUACGCUUACAGGGCCGACGACAUCGGGAAAGUCUACUCUUUUGGGCACUCUCUCGAGCGGAACUCUAGACAAUGGACGUGGGAAAGGCCGGCUUGGUCUCCUCAAACACCUCCAUGAAGUGGCGUCUGGCAUCACGUCCUCCGUCACGCAGGAGCUCGUGGGCUAUAGCGACGAUGAGAUUAUCAACUACGCUCACAGCGGGGUCGAGUCUUGGAUCGAUAUCCACGACUUCACCAGGGAUGGCCGGCUGCUUUACAUGCUCGAUUCUGCAGGCCACCCGCGCUACCGACGGACCAUUCUCCGAGGCAUCGUUGGCUGGGCACCCCACUGGACUCUCCUCUGCAUCGCAGCCGACAGUGCUGAGCUUACUUCAGCUGCGGGCGCCACAUCCAGUUCCCUGGAUGUGUUGGGCCCUACUGGUGCGGGCGUUGAUCUCGCGUCCGCCCAUCUGGAUCUCUGUUUGCGGCUUGGCCUCCCCCUGGUUGUCGUCAUUACCAAGCUGGACCUAGCAAACAAGUCCAGUCUGUCCACCACCCUUAGCAAAAUUCUUUCGAGCCUGAAGAGGGCUGGCCGUGUACCCAAAAUGGUCAAAGGGGGAUCAGCAGGCGACUCUGACCCAACUCUCGUAGCCGAGCUCGACAAAGCAGCCGUCAAGGACGCGCUAGAUAGUAUGAAGGCGAGAGAAGACCCCUCUUCCAUCGUCCCCAUCCUCCUGACCAGCGCCGUUGAUGGCCGGGGAGUCGGUACACUACACGCCCUACUUCAGGGUCUGCCGCCGCCUCAAACGCCUACCUCUUUCGAUUACAUCGGCGCAGCCCUGAACCCCGAGCAACCCGCUUGCCUCUUCCACAUCGAAGACAAAUUCAGCCUCCCCGCCUCCUACGCCCUCGCCACCAGCGACGCAGACCAACAAACCGACCUCGGCACCGUGGUGGCCGGAUACCUCCGCUUCGGCACCCUCUCCAUCGGCGACAAGAUCGUCGUCGGGCCCUUCCCGCCCGACGACGACGACUCCCACGGCGCCACCCCGGACGAGCGCGGCGUGCUGCCCCACAGCUACGGCCUCUCGCCCUCGCACCUCUCCCCGUCUCACCCGUCCUCCGGAGAGCUCAGCCGCGCCGCCUCCCGCAACGCCGUCUCCGCCUCGGCCACCAGCGGCGAGUGGCACACCGCCACCAUCGUCAGCAUCCGCAACCUGCGUCUGCCCGUCCAGACCCUCGCCGCGGGGCAGGUCGGCUCCAUCGGCAUGGUGUUUGAGCAGCAGCCGCCGGCGGCGGCAUCGACUGGUCAGGAGAAUGGCGGCGUCGGCGUCGGCGUGGGCGUCACGGUCGCCACCACUAAUGGUGCUACCAAGACCCCCAGGCUGCGCAAGGGCAUGGUCCUGGCCGUGCCGAGCCAGCACAUGGUCGCGUCCGGCCUGUCGCUGCAGGCUGUCAGCGGGUUAACGGCGACGUUUGAUGCGGACAACGGCGGGGUCGGCGCGCUGACCGUGGGCGCCUUGGUCAAUGUUUAUGUGGCGAGUGUGCGGUCUGCUGCGCGCGUCGUGCGUGUGUCGAAGGUCGAUGCGCAGAAUGGUGGUGGUGGGGGGAACACGGUGGCGGACGAUGUUGAGGAUGGGUUGUUCGGGCUUGCGGAGGAUUUGGAAGUCGAGAGUGCCCUGGCGCUGGAUGCGGCCGCGGCCGCGGCGGAUGGGAGUGUCGAGGUGCAGUUGGAGUUGCUGUCGACGAGGGAAUGGGUUGAGCUGGGUUCGCAGAUUCUGGUGCUUGAGGGUGGGAGGCAGGAUAGGUCUGGGCUGGAGGGGUUUGUCGGGAAGGUUGUUGAGAUUGUGGAAUGAGGCUGGCGAGCGAGGGUUGUAGUUAUUUUUUUCCUGUAUGUUUGUUAGUGUUUCCUCU
Chaetomium fimeti is the source of this 3068-nucleotide messenger RNA. RefSeq lists its product as uncharacterized. The record is from RefSeq and is a predicted model, not a curated record. The transcript has a single exon. Gene Ontology annotation, molecular function: GTP binding; translation elongation factor activity; GTPase activity. The coding region runs from base 287 to 3010 and encodes 907 amino acids. Gene Ontology annotation, biological process: translational elongation. Lineage: Eukaryota; Fungi; Ascomycota; Sordariomycetes; Sordariales; Chaetomiaceae.